Messenger RNA from Suillus subalutaceus, 521 nucleotides. RefSeq lists its product as uncharacterized. The record is from RefSeq and is a predicted model, not a curated record. Bases 296 to 472 code for a protein of 58 amino acids. The transcript is spliced from 3 exons. NCBI's taxonomy places the organism in Eukaryota, Fungi, Basidiomycota, Agaricomycetes, Boletales, Suillaceae.
GUUACUUUGAAAUUGAACUCAACCAGCUCAACCAGGCCUCUCUUCUCCACUUACAUACUUUUCUUCCCACCACCAUCACGCUAGUAGCUCAGCUGAUCCGUCCCUUCUUGUACAUAGUAUCUCUGCACAGAGUGUAUCCGCAUUUAUUGCCUGAAGCCUGAAGCCUAGCUCAUGAUGCAACUACAGCAACGACAAAGAGUCUUUGGUAGGUGCAUGCAUUCACCCGAUACUGACAGAACCACAGGAUAUCCCACUCUCAAAUUGUAUAUGACUGAUCACUGCUUACUCGACGGCGAUGGUGCCACGGCCAUGUCCCGCUUUUAUAUUUAACUGCACACCUCAUUCGUACUGGCCACCUAACUUCAUGGACGUGUUUACAUCGAGUUUGCCCUUUAUGGGAGAGAAAAUCAUAGAUAUGCUUGUCGCCGUGGUAAACACUUUUCGCACCUUCCUGCAGUCUAUCGUCCCCUAGAGUACAUAAAUUCUAUGCCGACUCGUUCCUCGGCGACUUAGAAACCCAU